AUGGGAAGUAACAGCACAAACAGUACAAGAGCAAAGUGCACUGAUCUUCAAAUGCCUUUUCAGUAUUCCCUCUACGCAACCACCUAUAUCCUCAUAUUCAUCCCCGGUCUUCUGGCCAACAGUAUAGCCUUGUGGGUUCUGUGCCGCUUCAUCAGCAAGAAAAACAAAGCCAUCAUUUUCAUGAUCAACCUCUCUGUUGCUGACCUUGCUCAUGUACUGUCCUUACCCCUCCGAAUUUACUAUUACAUCAACCAUCACUGGCCUUUUCAGAGGACCCUGUGCCUGCUGUGUUUCUACCUGAAGUAUCUCAACAUGUAUGCCAGCAUUUGCUUCCUGACAUGCAUCAGCCUUCAGAGGUGCCUCUUUCUCCUCAAGCCAUUCAGGGCCAGAAACUGGAAGCGUAGGUAUGAUGUGGGCAUCAGUGUGGCCAUCUGGGUCAUUGUGGGGACUGCCUGUUUGCCACUUCCCAUUUUGAGAAGUCCUGGAUUAGCCAACCACACUGAAUCCUGCUUUGCAGAUUUAGGGCUUUACCAUAUUAGCAUGGCUUCCUCCAUUGGCAUGGUAACUGCCGCUGAACUUGGAGGGUUUGUAUUGCCUGUUGUAAUUAUUACUUAUUGCACAUGGAAGACAAGAAAAUCUUUACAGGAAUUUCAAGCCACCCCUCAAAAUACAAAAGAAAGAAAAAAAGCUUUGAAGAUGGUCCUGAUGUGUGCAGUGGUGUUCAUUGUGUGUUUCACUCCUUACCAUCUCAACUUCCCAUUCUUUAUGAUGGUGAAGCAACAUGUCUUUUCGAACUGCUCCUUAAUUAAGAGCACUCUGUGUUUCCACAUUAUUUCCCUGUGUCUUGCAAAUCUGAAUUGUUGUCUUGAUCCAGUUGUGUAUUAUUUUAUGACUGCAGAAUUUCGUGACCAAUUUUCAGAACAUGGCGGCUUAGUUCUUCAGUCAUGUGUGAGGUGCAAGGACAGUGCUUUGGAUAUUCAUCAGGAGGAGGAGGAUCUUCAAACUAUCUCUUUUGAAUGUUUGCAUGACUCCAAUACAAUGUAACCAAACAAGUAGCUAGAAUAACCUA
Molecule: messenger RNA, 1069 nt
Organism: Castor canadensis (American beaver)
Lineage: Eukaryota; Metazoa; Chordata; Mammalia; Rodentia; Castoridae
Source: RefSeq, a predicted model, not a curated record